Molecule: messenger RNA, 837 nt
Organism: Acanthisitta chloris (rifleman)
Lineage: Eukaryota; Metazoa; Chordata; Aves; Passeriformes; Acanthisittidae
Gene: DPT
Product: dermatopontin
Exons: 4
Coding region: 32-631 (199 amino acids)
Biological process (GO): collagen fibril organization
Cellular component (GO): extracellular matrix
Molecular function (GO): extracellular matrix structural constituent
Source: RefSeq, a predicted model, not a curated record
GGGGCAUUUCUAAGCCAGGAACAUCUUCAGGAUGGACCUUGUCCUUCUCUGUGUGUUCCUGCCUCUGGUGACUGUGGCAUGGGGCCAGUACGGUGACUAUUACUAUGGUCCCUAUAAUUAUGGAGAUAAUGAUGAAUGGGUCAAUGUGUACCGUCAGGGUUUCAACUUCCAGUGCCCACACGGGCAGGUGAUUGUGGCUGUCAGAAGUGUUUUCAACAAGAAGGAAGGCUCUGACAGACUGUGGAACUAUGCCUGCAUGCCAGCAUCCCAGAGCCUUGGUGAGCCGACAGAGUGCUGGUGGGAAGAGAUCAACAGGGCAGGAACGGAAUGGUAUCAGACCUGCUCAAACAAUGGGCUGGUGGCUGGAUUCCAGAGUCAGUAUUUUCCAUCUGUGCUGGACCGUGAAUGGCAAUUUUACUGCUGCCGCUAUAGCCGGAGAUGCCCAUACUCAUGCUGGUUAACAACAGAAUAUCCAGGACACUAUGGAGAAGAUAUGGACAUGAUGAUGUACACUUAUGAUUACUACAUCCGUGGGGCAACCACAACUUUCUCUGCUGUGGACAGGGAUCGUCAGUGGAAAUUUAUUGUCUGCAGGAUGACAGACUAUGACUGCCCAUUUCAAAAUGUUUAAAAGAUUGAGUGUACCCCAGUUUGGGGAAUAGACAGGGUGGGAUGAGGCUUAGUGAUUACAGGAGAGGGGCAAUUAGGCCACUAAAAAAGUAUCAAGAUUCAUCAGCUGUCUGCUGAAGACAUAAUUCUUUUCCUCUGGAGCUAAUAAAUAAAUUGCCAGCCCAUGUGCUUGCAACAGUGAAUUUGGAGGAUUCCUUCAAGCUGCAC